GUGCUGGCUGACGCGGACAAGACAGUGUGAAUCUGAAAACGUCGGACGCGCAGUAUCGAUAUACGUCGAGUGAAUGGAAUUGGAUACCGUAAAUGCGUACAGUACCGUCGGGAUGGAGCAGGGAUUGUCUGGGGAUCCAUGGGACUGUCUGUUUAGCGACAGCAUCUCUGACGCCUUCCAAGGUCGUCCAGAGAUGUUACAUAUGGGUAUUCGGCGUUGUGAUAAUACAAGUCAAAUCGGUUGGUUUGGUCCAGGACUUGGCUUCGAUUUUGACGAUGUUUUGACGGAAACCGACGAAGAUCCGCUCGCCUUCAACGAGAAAAGUCGCAGUUCAAACAGCAACCUGGAAGAAUUGAAUUUAGACAGUGACAACGAACUGGCUUUGACGUUGGAUCCGAAUUUGAUACUGCCAUGUAACAUGCCUAUCCGCAGCCCCGCGACAAAUAGCGACGCAGCGAUGCUGGAGACAGCGAGUGUGGAAGAGAACGCUGUUGAAAACGAGGUAGAUGAGACGGAUAACGAAAGUGAGGUCGAGCGAACCGAAAACGAUGAAGAGAAUGAAAGCGAAGAAGAAGAAGAGAUCGAAGUUGAGUAUAAUGAGCACAAUGAGACAGAGUACGAGACAGAAGAAGAAGAAACGGAAGAGGAAGAGGUAGAAGAAGACGAGGAAACAGAAGAUGAGGAGCAGGACAUGACUCAAAAGUCGCUCACAUCCUUGAGCGUGGAGACACCGAUAUCGUCGUCGUCGAGCAACGUUGGCAUCAGGACGUUAACUGGUGCUAAUAUCCUAGCCACCUCCUCGCCCACGAUACAAUUGACGAGGUUGCAUCCUAAAUUAAGCACCAUAUCAAGCACAACCAAGGACAUCAAGAUGCUGCAAACUAAUUCAGGUGCCCAGACGUUGCAACAGAUUCGCAAACACAUGUCCUACAACAAUAAUGUGCACGAUGUCAGUACGGGUGCGACAACGACGGUGAUGAUACAGGCGGCAAAGCGUGAAAAGGAGUUAACGUCGGGGAACCGUGACAACUCUUAUCCGAAACCUGCGUACUCGUACUCGUGUCUCAUCGCGAUGGCAUUGAAGAACAGCCGAACAGGAUCGCUGCCAGUCUCCGAAAUCUACAAUUUUAUGUGCCGGCACUUUCCCUACUUCACGACUGCGCCAACUGGUUGGAAGAACUCCGUGAGGCACAAUCUGUCGCUGAAUAAGUGUUUCGAGAAAAUCGAGAAGCCACCCGGUAAUGGUAGUCAACGAAAGGGUUGCCUCUGGGCCAUCCAUCCAUCGAAAGUAGCCAAGAUGGACGAAGAGGUGCGGAAAUGGUCGAGAAAGGACCCGGCUGCGAUCAAGCGAGCCAUGGUGAAUCCGGAACAGCUGGAGCUCCUCGAACGGGGUGAGAUGAAGUACGAGGGAAACAGACACGACGAGGCGUACGAUGAUGCAGAGAGCUACGCGGAUUCUGAGACUGGUGGAUCCGUGGUAGACGAGCCCAUCAACGACGACGAAAAUGUUACGUAUGAUGAAACCAAGCAGAUCGACAUAGUUGAUGACGAUAUUGUUGUGGAGCAGCUCUACGAGAAUCUUGAUCUCGUGAAUGCCACCGAAUUACUCGACACAAGACUAAACGACUUUUCUAGACAAGAGCAGCCAUUGGUGUACGAGUUUGUCUCGUGCUCGAAGCGCCAGAAAAUGCUGACGGGCAACGAUUUUAUUUGUCAACCUGUCCAACGACAGGACGCGGCGUCGCCCCGGAAAAAAGCGCACCUCGUGGCAUUACGGCCCGGAGGCAUCGCUACUCCGAGUGCCGAAUCGCUUCUCGAAGCGGAUUAAAUACUACUAGGACAUUUAUAUGAUCUCCUAUUUAAAUACAUACACGCGGCCAAGUACACACCCCCUUUUUUAUUGCCAGACCAUUGUAAAUAAUUGCGUCCUGUAACUUUUUUUACAGCCUGAGAUUUUGUAAAUACUUGUGUUUUAUACGACGAUGUACCUUUUUUAUACA
Cyphomyrmex costatus is the source of this 2000-nucleotide messenger RNA. It is a transcript of the gene jumu, whose product is annotated as Forkhead box protein N4 jumeau. The record is from RefSeq and is a predicted model, not a curated record. Gene Ontology annotation, molecular function: DNA-binding transcription factor activity, RNA polymerase II-specific; transcription cis-regulatory region binding. Lineage: Eukaryota; Metazoa; Arthropoda; Insecta; Hymenoptera; Formicidae. Bases 74 to 1828 code for a protein of 584 amino acids. Gene Ontology annotation, biological process: regulation of transcription by RNA polymerase II. The transcript is spliced from 4 exons.